UAGAUUUAAAUGAGAAUUUGACUUUUAAUAAGAUACAAUGGAGAAAAAGGAUUCAUGUAGCCGAUCCCACAUAGUGGGAUAAAGUCUUGAUGUUGUUGUUAUGCUUUUAUCAGCUUCCUCAUUCAGUUUUUGUGUUCAACCUGCAAACGACGAAAAACAAAAUUAGCAAACUUGCAUUUAAUUUCAGGGUAAAAGAGUAAUUUACUUUAAUAUUCAAACUGCCACGUAUCGCCGUGCCAGCCUACUCUCAUUAACUAACUAAUGCUACUCGUAGUUAAUUACCGUUAAAUUAUAACUCAUCAUUCCCGAAAUCUCGGAUUUGAAUUCGGCAAAGUAACUUUCGGUGCUUUGGGAAAAUUUACCAAUUUACUACGGUGGAAAAUGCUGGAUCGUCGUACAUCGUGCUUUGCGAUUCGUGUGAAUGAUUUAAUAAACGCGGGGAUUUUUUCUGCACAAAAUAAAACCGUUUUGGAAUCUCCGACUCGAAAUUAUUUACCCUCAAGCGUUCAUCCGCAUUUCCGUCUCAGCUCUCGCCGCUUUCAAGACGUAAAGAUAGAUUUGCGAACUCGUAAGCAUUGCGAUUCAAAAGGAGGAGAAGGAAGAGAUAACAGUUAUCCUCGUUCUUGUUACGGAUCGAAAGAAUUGUAGGCCUUUGAGCUUUUCAUAACAGAUCAACUUCAGCAGUGUUGUUUUGGAUAGAAUUAAAACUGAAGUGUCAUCUCACUCUUGUGAAAUAUGACCUAUCUCAAGCUGGGAAAGAAGCAGGCAAACACGGGAUCAUCAUCUGCUAUAAAGUCGAAGAAAUUGGAUGAAUCGUGCUCUCCUUCUGCACCUUCGGAGUCUAUAUGCACAUCAGAAGCCUCCGGAGAGGCUAGUUUGGAGUCUAAUGCGAUGCAUGCCAAAAUGAACAUUCUAGUUCAUAAUGAUAGUAUUGAUGAUCUAUUGGAGUGUCCAAUUUGCAGCAAUUCGAUGUUUCCACCAAUCCAACAGUGUCCUAGUGGCCACACCUUGUGUUCUGCCUGCAAAAGCAGAGUGAAUAAUAAGUGCCCUAUUUGCAGAAAGGAUAUUGGCAACAUAAGAUGCUUAGCUCUGGAGAAACUUGCAGUUUCUCUGUGCUUGCCAUGUACCUACCAUCAGCUGGGAUGUGAACAAAUGUUUCCUUAUUAUAGUAAGGUUGUGCAUGAAUCACAAUGCUCAUAUAGGCCUUAUUCAUGUCCUCAUCCAGGCCAGAACUGCCUCUUCACAGGAGGCAUUUCAUCUCUUUUGUCACAUUUGAGGGAUAGUCAUGAGGUGGACCUGCAAAAUGGCUGCACCUUUAAUCAUCGCUAUGUGAAACAAGACCCAUGUUCAGUUGAAAAUGUUACAUGGACACUAACUCUUUUCAGCUGCUUUGGCCAGUACUUCUGUCUGCACUUUGAAGCUUUCCCGCUAGGAUCUCAACCAGUUUACAUGGCCUUCCUCAGAUUCUUGGGGGAUGAAGAAGAAGCGAGAAAGUUUGGGUAUUGCCUUGAGGUAGGAGGCAACGGUCGGAAAAUGACGUAUCAGGGUGUGCCGCGGAGCAUCCGGACUCACCAUAAGACGGUCCGCGACAGUUAUGAUGGGCUCAUUGUGCAGAGGAGCCUUGCCCUCUACUUCUCAGGCGGCGACCAGAAAGAGUUGAAACUGAGAGUUACAGGAAGGAUCUGGAAGGAGAUAUAGGAAUAUAGAUGUGUAGAGGAGACCACCUGAUAGGGAAUAAAUAAUCUGAUACGCAUUUAGUGAGUAUUAGUUUGUUAAUUAUGAUUAUUUGGCUAUCUUAAUGUUUCUUGUAGGCUAUAAAUAUGCCUCUUAAGAGGAGUUGGGGCAUUGAAAACAAGAUGUGAAAUCUAAAUCCUCUUCUUGGAGCUUUAGAUAGUUUUGGCAAUGAGUGGUUGGAGUUUCACAUCUUGUUCUCGAUGUCUUAUCUCUUCCUCUUAAGAGAAGGUAGGGCAUCAAAAAUAAGAUGUGAAGCCUAAAUCCUCUUUUUGGAUCUUAAUAUUUUGGGCAAUACAGGGUGCCCUUAAUUUCGACAAAGAGGUGCUGGAGUUUUACAUCUUGUUUUCAAUGCCCUAUCUCAAAUUAUUAGUUGCGGAUACCGGACGGAGAGAAUUAUCCGGAUUUCUCUUUGUCUACAGUAAAAGCGCAGUCAAAGUGCAGUUAAAGCGUAUCUGCUACAGUAGAGCACAGCUGCUAUAGUAACUGCACUUUGACUACGCUUUUAUUAUAGAGAAAGAGAAAUUCGGAUGAUUCUCUCUGUUUGAUGUCCGAACCUAAUAAUUUCUCCUUCAUAAGAGGUUUUAUUAUAACCCGUUAAAAAUAUUAAGAUAGCAUAAUAACUCUAAUUAAAAAAUUAAUACCCAUUAAUUAUUUUUUCCCUAUCUCUACCCUCAUCAUAAUUUUGUGAUUAAUUAUUUUGUGCGGAUACGAACGCUGUCAAGAGACCAAUCAGAAUGCGUCAUGUCAUCCCUGUGCUUGGUAUUUCUCGGUACCGCUCAGUACUACUGACGUGGUGUAUAUAGUUGGUCUCCGGACAGUGUUGUCUCCGCACAGAAUAAUCUCUCCAAUUUUGUGGGCUGUACAGUAUAUUCAUGUUUGCGCUGGAAACAGUGUUAUACUCAGGAUCUCAGUUGUAGUAAUAUGUUCUCAUUCUAGAAGCUUUUCCUCUCUUUUUUUUUU
Molecule: messenger RNA, 2694 nt
Organism: Dendrobium catenatum
Lineage: Eukaryota; Viridiplantae; Streptophyta; Magnoliopsida; Asparagales; Orchidaceae
Product: E3 ubiquitin-protein ligase DIS1-like
Exons: 4
Coding region: 736-1698 (320 amino acids)
Biological process (GO): ubiquitin-dependent protein catabolic process; multicellular organism development
Cellular component (GO): cytoplasm
Molecular function (GO): protein binding; zinc ion binding; ubiquitin protein ligase activity
Source: RefSeq, a predicted model, not a curated record